Poeciliopsis prolifica (blackstripe livebearer) is the source of this 2887-nucleotide messenger RNA. RefSeq names its product XK, Kell blood group complex subunit-related family, member 6b (gene xkr6b). Bases 482 to 2218 code for a protein of 578 amino acids. Gene Ontology annotation, biological process: phosphatidylserine exposure on apoptotic cell surface; engulfment of apoptotic cell; apoptotic process involved in development. Lineage: Eukaryota; Metazoa; Chordata; Actinopteri; Cyprinodontiformes; Poeciliidae. The record is from RefSeq and is a predicted model, not a curated record. The transcript is spliced from 3 exons. Gene Ontology annotation, cellular component: plasma membrane.
CUGUGUAUAAGAGAGUAGGGAAGAGGUGGGGAGCAUAAAUUACGUCGGCGUGGGACAGUGGAGGGACUGGCGGUCUGCUCAUGGCAGCUUGCAGCUGGAGGCGAGCAGCAGAGGAGGAAAACAACAUGACAGCGCGGAAUGGAAGACAACUGAGCAGAGACGGUGUUGGACCACAGCUGGACGCGAGGGGUUCCAAAUGAAAGUCUUUACACAGACAGAUUAACGUGACCAGGUGGGGGAUCGGACUGCAGUGGAGAGGGAAAAGGGGGCGUUGGGGGAGAGAGAGAGAGAGAGAGAAAAAGAUGCGCUGCGUCUCCCGUGACGCUGGCGCGCAGUUUGGGGACGGAGUCCGCGGCGGCGACGCGCUGACACCCCGCUUUUAGAUGGAGCCAACAUUUGGGGUGCAGCAAAACAGGUGUCAGGGAAGUGUCGUCACGAACCCCGGAAGCCGGAGGAGGAGGUGGGAACAUCAGAGAGAAAGAUGGCAGCGAAAUCCGAUGGUCGCGGGGUCGUCACCGGUUUCGCCCAGCUGCACAACCUGGACGAAGUGGUGGGGACGGGAGAGGACGACGCGCGGGACGGCAGCUCCUUCCACAUCUGCCACUGCUGCAACACCUCGUCGUGUUACUGGGGCUGCCGGAGCGCCUGCCUGCAUUACCUCAGGAGGAAGGGGAGAGGGAAGGGAAGGGAUGCGGGGCGACCACCGCAGGAGGAGCGCCUCUGGCUGGACUGCCUGUGGAUCGUCCUGGCGCUGCUGGUGUUCUUCUGGGACGUGGGCACCGAUCUGUGUCUGGCCGCCGACUACUACCACAAGCGGAACUUCUUGUGGUCCAGCCUGACUCUGUUCUUCGUGCUGGUGCCCUCGGUCCUGGUCCAGAUCCUGAGCUUCAGGUGGUUUGUGCAGGAUUACACCGGCGGCGGAUUGGGCUCCGUGGAGGGACUCAGCAGUCGGAGGGCUACGGCUGGUUUCCAGAGGGACAGGUGCUGUCGCCUGUCUGUCUGGGUCUGGCAGACCAUCAUUCACAUCUUUCAGAUGGGACAAGUGUGGAGGUACAUUCGCACUAUGUAUCUUGGGAUACAAAGUCACCGGCAGAAGGAGAACCAGAGGCGCUUUUAUUGGGCUAUGAUGUACGAGUAUGCUGAUGUCAACAUGCUGCGACUGCUGGAGACCUUCUUAGAGAGCGCCCCUCAGUUGGUGCUGCAGCUCUGCAUCAUGAUCCAGAGCAACAAGGCUGAGUGGCUGCAGUGUCUUUCUGCCAUGUCCUCCUUAACGUCCUUGGCCUGGGUGCUAGCCUCUUACCACAAGCUCCUCCGUGAUUCACGCGAUGACAAGAGGAGCAUGAGUUACCGAGGAGCCCUGGUGCAUCUUUUCUGGCGCCUUUUCACCAUCUCUUCACGGGUGCUCUCCUUUGCCCUUUUUGCCUCAGUUUUCCACAUCUACUUUGGCAUUUUUGUGGUGCUCCAUUGGUGCGCCAUGGCUUUUUGGGUCAUCCACGGCGGCACUGACUUUUGCAUGUCCAAAUGGGAAGAAGUACUGUUUAACAUGGUGGUGGGCGUGGUCUACGUCUUCUGUUGGUUCAAUGUACGUGAGGGCCGGACACGGUACAGAAUGGUGGUCUACUACACCGUUGUGUUGCUGGAGAAUGCCAUCCUAACCUCACUUUGGUACGCAUACCGCGACCCAGCCACCACUGACGCCUAUGCCUCUUUUGCCAUCUGUGGCGUCUUCCUGUGCUUUGCCUCAGGUGUGGCCUGCAUGAUUCUCUAUUAUGGGGUCCUACACCCCAUGGGCCCCCGAAUGAGGAUGUUGGCGUCCUCCUGCUGUGCUGAGCUGUUAUGGGGCCUCCCGUUACCACCUGAAGCUGAACCAAUGGCUCCCACACCUGGGCCUCGUGGCUCCCAGGCUACCCCUACACGAGGCGUGGCAGGAGAACAAAUGGGGUUAGACGAAACAGCUACAGACACAUGCCUUCCGGUUUUCCAAGUGAGGUCUACAGAACCUGUAGACGCAGCAGGGAGGCCCAUCCCGCCCGAGGGCCCGCUCAUUAAAAUAGACAUGCCCAGAAAACGCUAUCCAGCUUGGGAUGCACACUUUGUUGACAGGCGACUGCGCAGGACCAUAAACGUGCUGCAGUUUAUUAGCCCCAAUGCGGUGGGCAUCAGGUAUAGGGACGGUCCACUUCUCUAUGAACUUCUACAGUAUGAAUCCUCCCUCUGAAGGCCCUGUCCGUGGUUCUAUCCUCACUUUUUACACAGAAUGAUGCACACGCAUUUUGUUUCUCCUCAGAUGUUGCAUCUUUCCAUGUGUUCUCGGGCUCUCUUCAUCACUUCUCGAUGAUCUGAAAGUUUUACAGUUUUUCAGGACAUAUUUUUUUGUCAACCAAAAACCUGACAAACAAACGUUCAAGAAUUAUUUUUGGAGAGAAAAAAAAAAAACACACACACACAUAGACAAGAGAGAAAAAGUUACAGUAUACUAUUUGAUAAAUAUAAUACAUAUAUAAAUAUAUACGUCUCAGAUAAAUCUCUCUAUACUGACAUAGGAGGCUUCUAAAUGAGUGUGUAGAUAACAUAUGAAUGUUUCAUUAUGAAAUGUGUUUAUGUGUUAUACUGUGUUGGUGAAUCAACCUGUGGAUAUCUGUGAAGGGCAUAUUGUGUGUCUCUCUGACAUGGGACCGGUGCAAAACCUUAUGGGAAUGAUGGAGGAGAGUCUCAGAGGGGCCAGGUCUUUGCACACCCUUAAAUUUACUGCCAUUUUCUUUGUAACUCACUGAAACAUAUGAAACACAUAAUGUUUACUAAGCCCUUAGCUAAUUAAUAAAAUGUGCUUAAAAACAACCUGGGUGAAACUUCAAGAUGUAAUUUUGAGACUUUUUUAUUACAUGUU